AUGGCGGCGAUCCACCGCAAUGGUCUCUUUCGCAACAUGAAGCCGUGGAGCGACGACGAGCUCGAAUUGCUCAACAGGUACAGCGUGAACCUCAAUGGCCAGUUGGAAACGCGAAUUUGCUUCUUCCACAAUCAGAAACAGACACAAUGUCUUCGUAAGGUAAGCAGUCAAGUGCAGCAGGAAGCCCAUCGACCGACGGUACCGGUGGAGGAUGUUAAUCAGAGAAUCUUCAUGGAUCACUACCGAAAGAUGCGAGGGGACCCAAAAGUUUCCAAGUCUUGCAUUCUCAUCAACCUCCACUAUCAAGUCCCUCCUAGGGCAUAUGUGAUCGAAAAUGCUCAGAAUCUUCAUAACAGCUAUUCGCAGUACAAUUCAGAUAAAAAUCACAUCACAUCAUGGCUAGCAAUCAGUGCCCAACGCUGUGGCUUUGCCCUGAACUUCCAAACGGUGGAAGAGUCGUCUCAUACAUACAAACUCAAAGGAAGAGCGAGGAUCCUGGCAAAGCAAGCCGCAAAAGCAGAGCGUCGAUCGCUCGCUGGCACGAUCCUGGUGAGAGACUUCCUCCCCAUGGCCCAACGAAUCACGGCUUUCCAGAAAUCAUUUGUACAAGUUCCGGACAGCUUUGUCAGAAUGCUCGAUCGAACCAUCUCCUUGAGGAAAGUGGUUGCGUUUGCUCAGGGGAACCAUGGCGGGACAGGGACCUCUCACACCUCUGCUGACUACAGAUCUGCCAUGGGACACUCUUUCUUCACUUGCACCCUUGAAGAAGUCAGAGAAGCACUUCAACCCCUUAUAUCAACAGCUGUCCGGGAGGGGACCAAGACAUUUAAGGGUACCGCUACUGAAGACAAUACCCCGGCAAAUCUGACAAACAUAUUCUCUAUCCUUCACGUCGAAGAACCUUCAGAAGCCUUUCAAGAGAGCACAUUACGAUCAGCACACAGACGAAAUUCCCAGAAGCCGCAAAAAAGCUACCAAGCAGCGGCCGCCGAUGAUCUCGAGGAAGAUAUCUUGGGACUUAUCUGUCUACUUACAGAUUUUGUGCAAAUUCGCACGGUCGUCUCCGAAACUUGGAUGGGUUACAAAACUGGUCUUUUCGAUCUUGUCAGCGCUUCAAUCACCACGAAUACGGCAUGGAGCUGGCGCGUGGCCUGGAAGAAGCACAACAGAAGCUAUUUACUGGUAAUGGAGAGUCGAGACCUGAGGAAAGUUCUCUACUCAUAUUUCAGUUCCGUUUGUGGGGCCCAAAAUCAGGGCCCGGAUUCCAGGGAGUCCCCUGGUGAUGAGCUUAACUUUGCCAUGUAUAACUUUGCAGAUUGCUUAUAG
Molecule: messenger RNA, 1326 nt
Organism: Fonsecaea erecta
Lineage: Eukaryota; Fungi; Ascomycota; Eurotiomycetes; Chaetothyriales; Herpotrichiellaceae
Exons: 2
Coding region: 1-1326 (441 amino acids)
Source: RefSeq, a predicted model, not a curated record